AUGCCACAUACAGGUCAGACGGGUGUAAACCAGCUGGGUGGAGUGUUCGUCAACGGGCGCCCCCUGCCGGACCACGUGAGACGCCGCAUUGUGGAGCUCGCGCACAUGGGCGUCCGUCCGUGCGACAUCUCGCGGAGGCUGCUCGUGUCACAUGGCUGCGUGAGCAAGAUCCUCACUCGCUAUUACGAGACUGGCUCCAUCAAGCCUGGCUCCAUCGGGGGAAAUAAGCCGAAACAAGUCGCAACCCCACACGUUGUUCGCAAGAUACUGCAACUGAAAAAGGACAACCCGUCCAUAUUCGCAUGGGAGAUACGUGACUAUCUACUCUCCCAGAGAAUAUGCGAUGACCAGUCCAUCCCUAGCAUCAGCUCCAUAAACCGGAUAUUACGCAAUGCCGGCGCGUUUAACAGCGACGGCGUCCUUACGGAGAUGUCCCCGAUGCUUUAUGCACCGUACAGCGCGCCGGCCCUGCAAGCCCUGUACCAACGGCAUCAUCAGUCCGCGUUAUAUCCCCUCAGUAUACCGGGUCUGUCGUAUCCGCGGCUAGUGCAGCCGCUGAUACCUCUGGAGCCGGGGGAACUUCCGGUUGAUUCCUCAGUCGCCGCCGACAGAUCGUCAUCAAACAGCGGCGUCCUGGCCGACGAUGUUGCGACACACAGCUCCCGGAAACGACAUAUUUCCGAUGAUGACGGAAAGAACGCUGCCGGCAAAAGACAGAAAGUUGAAAGACUUGAGAAAGACGGGGAGUGUGGCGACAAGAAAACAGCGGAGAUAACAAAAGUAACGAGUUUGACACGACUGGGGACGCACGAAACACCAGCGGAACCAACAAAGGAACAGCGAGUGAAAACCAUGUACUCUAUAGCAGAACUAGUUAAGGACAAUCACAAAUCACCAACUGCAUUGCCACCAUUGACCUCCGAAAAUGAGACCGCAAAAAGCGCGUUCCACGUCCAUGCUUCAAGGGCGUCGUUACACGAGUUAGAUCUCUGGAAACACCACUUCUUAAUACCUGGAAUGUAUGCGCUGCCAAUGCCGUCUGCCUCAUACGACACUAUGGCCAUGCGCCAGAUGACGUCAGCAUUAGCGUUGCGUUACCAUAGCGACACACGAUUCUGUUCAAGUUGAAAUGUGCGUGCGAUUUCCCAAUCAUUGUUAAUUGUAUUUAAUGAAUGACCAAUCUCCGUGACUCUCCGGGCGUGCUUGUGUUGGUACCUGUAUAACUGAUAUCGAGACGAAGAAUGUUAGUGGUUUUUCGUGUAAGACGUGAGAUCAUUAAGGUAAAUUAGCAUUCAGAGUUUCAAAAUCUAAUGAAAUUAAUGGAACAUGUAAUGCGUUUAUUUUUCCGAUUUCAUUAAGACCGGAAACAUCGGACCUGCGAACGGAACCGUAUCAGCGAUACGUACCUUUUAUUGCCGACUUAUUUUAGAAUCCAGAUUG
Dreissena polymorpha is the source of this 1440-nucleotide messenger RNA. RefSeq names its product paired box pox-neuro protein-like. Gene Ontology annotation, biological process: anatomical structure development; regulation of transcription by RNA polymerase II. Gene Ontology annotation, molecular function: DNA-binding transcription factor activity, RNA polymerase II-specific; RNA polymerase II cis-regulatory region sequence-specific DNA binding. NCBI's taxonomy places the organism in Eukaryota, Metazoa, Mollusca, Bivalvia, Myida, Dreissenidae. The coding region runs from base 1 to 1128 and encodes 375 amino acids. The record is from RefSeq and is a predicted model, not a curated record. The transcript is spliced from 4 exons.